AUGGCAGCCCCCGUGGGACCCCUCCCGCAGGUGAAGCUGCCCUCGGGACCGACGCCCGUCACGGCCGAGCAGCGCUACUGGAAGUCCUUCAAGAACCAGCUGCAGAUCCCCUCGCCGACCUCGUACCCGAUCACCCACAUCUCGUCGACCUCCUCCGACGGCCUCUUCGCCGUCACCACCGGCACCCGCGUCCAGCUCUACUCGUCGCGCACCCGCAAGCUCGAAAAGACAAUCACGCGCUUCGCCGACGUCGCCCGCUCCGGCUCCCUGCGCCGCGACGGCAAGAUCCUCGUCGCCGCCGAGGACACCGGCCGCAUGCAGGUCUUCGACACCCACUCCCGCAGCAUCCUCAAGACCUGGACCACCCACCGCCAGCCCGUCUGGACGACGCGCUUCAGCGACGCCAGUCCCACCACCCUGCUCUCCGCCUCCGACGACAAGACCGUCCGCCUCUGGGACCUCACCGCCAACGACCCCACGCACACCUUCGUCGGCCACCAGGACUACGUCCGCUGCGCCGAGUUCUUCCCCGCCACGGCCGGCGGCGGCGGCAGCAACGGCAACAUGAUCGUCUCCGGCUCCUACGACUCCACCGUCAAGAUCUGGGACCCCAGGAUAGGCAACUCCUCCCCCGUCAUGACCUUCAAGCACGCCGCCCCCGUCGAGGCCGUCCUCCCCCUCUCCUCCGGCACGACCCUCCUCGCCGCCUCCGGCCCCACCGUCUCCGUCCUCGACCUCGUCGCCGCCCGCCCCGUCCACCAGAUCGCCAACCACCAAAAGACCGUCACCUCCCUCAGCCUCGCCUCGGGCGGCACCCGCCUCGUCUCUGGCGGCCUCGACGGCCACGUCAAGGUCUUCGAGACCACCGCCUGGAACGUCGUCUCCAGCACGAAGUACCCCUCCCCCAUCCUCUCCCUCCGCGUCCUCUCCGCCUCCGACUCCCCGGACCACGCCGACCGCCACCUCGUCGUCGGCAUGCAGUCCGGCGUCCUCUCCGUCCGCACCCGCCUCACGGGGCCCGAGGCCACCCGCCAGAGGGAGCGCGAGCGCGAGAUGGCCGCCCUCGUCGCCGGCACCCUCGACCAGCACGACGCCCGCACGCGCGGCAAGAAGCGCAAGGCCGCGGCCCACCGCCGCCUCGAGGCCCUCGGCGAGGGCCAGGCCGAGGUGAUCGUCGCGCAGGACCCGCGGGCCGUCCGGGCGCGGGAGAACGCGUGGCAGAAGGCGCUCCGGCACGGGCGGUACGCGAGCGCGCUGGACCGCGUGCUGGACCCGCAGGGCAAGGAGCACUCGCCGCUGGCGGUGCUGACGUGCCUGACGGCGCUGCGGCACCGGUCGGCGGUGCGGGAGGCGCUCGAGGGCCGCAACGAGAGGACGGUGCAGCCCGUCCUGAAGUGGACGUGCAACCACAUCAUCGACCCGCGCUACGUCAGCGUGUGCGUCGAGGUCGGGCUGCUGCUCGUCGAGCUGUACGCCGAGUACGCGUCCGCCAGCACCGAGCUGCUCGAGGGGUUCAAGAUGCUCAGGAGGAGGGUCGUGAACGAGGUCGAGAAGGCGCAGAUGGCGUGCGAGACGGGGGGCAUGGUUGAGACUUUGAUGAUGGGGUCUGUUUGA
Molecule: messenger RNA, 1614 nt
Organism: Colletotrichum karsti
Lineage: Eukaryota; Fungi; Ascomycota; Sordariomycetes; Glomerellales; Glomerellaceae
Product: WD domain-containing protein
Exons: 1
Coding region: 1-1614 (537 amino acids)
Biological process (GO): positive regulation of transcription by RNA polymerase I; rRNA processing
Cellular component (GO): nucleolus
Molecular function (GO): protein binding
Source: RefSeq, a predicted model, not a curated record